GGCAUUCUCAAGUCUCAACCAGUCGACCCAAUUGGUUGGACUUGUACGACCAGAUCCGGUUCAGCGCACACUCGCCGUCGUUUCUUCUGUAUCGACCGAAUUGGUUGGACUUCUCCUUUGUAUCGACUUUCGACCGAGCGUCUCUCUCGAGCCCCCCUUCUCCUGUUCGACGCCGGCGGAAUCAGCAGACGGAGGCGGCGUUCCGUCAGCCGGCGCUCCACGCAAGUGUUCCAGGUCAUUGAAUAAAGUAAAAUGUCACAGGAAAGGACGUUGGAGGAAGUUGUGUCCCCCUUUCUUAUGCAAUUAUCAAAAGCAAGAGUUCUUUCAUUGACACUGGAUGAUGACAGCUUGCUUUUAGAUAUCAAACUUCUAUUUGAAAAUAUUGAGAGAGAAGCCCAUGAUGUGGAGGAUAUAUUAAAGAGUGUGUCUAGAUGGGAAAAUGAGAUUAUCAAUGACUUUGGAGCAAUAGCUCGGCAUUUAGAUGACAUCAUAGAAGAAGAUAGUCAGCAGCAAUUUAUACAUUCAAAGCUUCAGAUUGUGAAUACUGAAAUGUCCAACUUAAAAGAUCGCAUGAAAUUUCCUCUCCAUGUCCCUUUGAUUAAGCCCGCGGCUCCUGCAUUAUUGUCAUCAUCUUUACCAUCGAAAUCUCUGUCUGCAAAUGCUUCAGAGCAAUGGAAAAAACUGGAGAUCGAGAGGAAAAUUCUGGAGUGCUCCAUGAUAUCUAACUUGCAGCUCAGCUAUUAUAAUCUUGAUAUUCAGCUCAAGCUGUGCUUGUUAUGCUUCUCUAUCUUCCCAGAAAAUUCCAUUAUUAGUAAGAGGGCGAUGAUCCAUUGGUGGAUCGGUGAAGGGUUAGUUGAAGCCACGAAAAGUCAGACAGCCGAAGAUAUUGGGAAAGACUGCUUCGAGAGGUUGAUUACUGUAGAGAUGAUAGAACCUGUGCGUCAUAAACGCAUCGGUAGUGUGAACCAGUGUAAAUUGCACCCUUGGAUUCGCCGUAUGUUGAUUACCGUUGCAAGGCAAGAACGAUUUGUUGAAUUUGAUUCCGAUGGAAAUGCAACAUGGGGCUUUUCAGGUACUCACCGUGCUUGUCUGGUUGGAGAACAUAUUCAGGUAACAGAAACAGGACCACUCAGAAAUCAGUCCAAUCCAGAUUACCUUCUUACAAUAUUUAAUGUGAACGAGCAGUACCUCCAAUUCGACAAGAAUUGGUUCAUGGAUCUGAGGAAGAUUGAGGUUCUGCAGCUAGGUCGGUGGCAUAGCUUGUACCGACACCAUAUUGAGGUUGACAGCACCGAAUAUUUGGAAGGGCUGCAGUCAUCCAAACAAUUGAAAUAUCUUUGUCUGCGGGGUAUCUCCAGAGUCACCGAGCUUCCUGCUUCCGUUGGUGCACUCACAAAUCUCAGGAUCUUGGAUCUUCACGCUUGUCAUAACCUUGAGAGACUGACUGAGAGCAUCACGUCUCUUCAGCUGCUGACCCACCUGGAUGUUUCAGAAUGCUACCUGCUAGAGGGCAUGCCAAGGGGCAUUGGGUUGCUUGCUGAACUCCAAGUGCUGAAAGGGUUUGUAAUUGGUGGAUCAAUAGGAAAUUCCAACUGUCGGGUAGCGGAGUUGGUCAGGCUGGAUAAACUGAAGAAACUAAGCAUAUAUAUUGGAAGCAAAGUUCUAGUGACAGAAGACGAACUGAAUGAAGUUGAAAACAUCAAAGCCCUCCGUGUGCUGACAAUUACAUGGGCUGUGUUGCUGUCAAAGAAAGGAGCGGGCCAACAAGAUUCUGCUGCAACAACAUUGUUAACUUCGCUAUCCCUUCCUCCCCAUCUUGAAAAGCUAGACUUGCGUUGCUUUCCUGGUGUGGACAUGCCGGUUUGGUUGAUUCUGGGUAGACGGUUGAGAUUACGGAGGCUCUAUUUCACAGGAGGAAUGCUACAUACUUUUGGAGAGUCAACUCUGUGGAACGUUGAGAUACUGCGUCUGAAAUUCUUGAAUGACUUGGUGUUAGAAUGGACCCAGGUGCGUGAGAUGUUUCCGAAACUGACCUUCCUGGAGGUCUUCCAAUGUAGCAGGAUAAAAUCUUUCCCUUGUGACAAGGAUGGAGUGUGGAUGAGCUGCGACACCCAGGAAACCGAAGAGUAGAGCAAUUCACCAAACCGAGUGAGUUUUCAUUCUUACUUCUGCAGCAUUUUUAUGUGAGCGUGGCAGGACAGAACCAAGUUUUGAAGGAAAGCAACUUUGAACACAACGCCUGCUGAAGUUGUGCAAGUUAUGGUCAGUCUCACACACGCUAUUUCACGACAUCAUGGACAAAAUUAGUUGAUGAUUUCAAAUUCAUUUUUUUUCUAAAAUGUAUGUUUGACUUGAAUAUUUGUGUCACAAUAUAUUAGUGAAAGCCAUACAUGUAUCACACUGGAACAUUUUUCCAUAAGUCAUGAGUUUUAUGUGGCAAA
Messenger RNA from Brachypodium distachyon (stiff brome), 2441 nucleotides. Its product is annotated as disease resistance RPP13-like protein 4. The transcript has 3 exons. Gene Ontology annotation, biological process: defense response to other organism. Bases 253 to 2130 code for a protein of 625 amino acids. The record is from RefSeq and is a predicted model, not a curated record. Lineage: Eukaryota; Viridiplantae; Streptophyta; Magnoliopsida; Poales; Poaceae.